GAUGUAUACGGUCUUUCUUGAGGAAACUCUGAAAGGUAGCUGCCAUUUUCAAAUUAAUUUUACAGUUUAAUGUGGCAAGGGGGACCAAAAACAAACGAACAACUACACAGAGAACAGAGUGUUCCGAGAGUCAACAUAUUGUGUCGGCAGACCCUUUAACGCAGAAGGUACAGUUCUGUUGACACUGAAGACGCCUCAUAGUGUGUCCGUGUGUGUGUACUGGAAAUUGCUGAUAGCUCAAAUGGAUCGCAUGGAACUGAAAAAAGUCAACACAGAACUUGAUGAGGAGAGCAACAGCGGGGAAAGCACUGAAGACACCUACACCGACAUGGGAGAUCCAGAGAAGUCCACCAUUAGCAGUCAGUUUGUUGGUGACGAUGCAGAAAGUCAGAAAUUCCUUUCCAAUGGCUUUCUGGGUAAAAAGAAAUUGGAAAACUAUACAGAGGAAUAUCAUCCAGGAAAUAUUUCAUUUGGGAUCUCAUCAUUUAACCUGAGCAAUGCCAUCAUGGGCAGUGGCAUCUUAGGGUUGUCCUAUGCCAUGGCCAACACUGGAAUUAUACUUUUCAUAAUUUUACUGCUCAGCGUAGCCAUAAUGUCUCUGUAUUCGGUUCAUCUACUACUGAAGACAUCCAAAGAAGGAGGAUCCCUAAUAUAUGAAAAAUUAGGCGAAAAGGCAUUUGGAUGGCCUGGAAAAAUUAGUGCUUUCAUUUCUCUUACAAUGCAGAACAUUGGAGCAAUGUCGAGCUACCUCUUUAUCAUUAAGUAUGAACUCCCCGAAGUUAUCAGAACAUUUUUAGGCCUUGAAGAGAAUUCUGGGGAAUGGUAUCUUAAUGGAAACUACCUCGUAAUAUUUGUGAGCAUUGGAGUUAUCCUUCCACUUUCCCUUCUAAAGAACUUAGGAUAUCUUGGCUAUACAAGUGGAUUUUCGCUAAUGUGUAUGGUGUUCUUUCUGAGUGUGGUGAUCUACAAGAAAUCCCAAAUCCCUUGUCCAUUCCCACACUUGGACAAUAACAUUGGCAACUGGUCCUCCAAUGGCUCCACAGUUCCAUUACAUAUAGUAACGCUACCCAAUGACUCUGCUAAUUCGGACCUCAACUUGAUGAUGGAUAAUGCCCACAAGCAGUAUUCAAGUUUUGAAGAAAACAGCAAUAAACUCCACCAAAAUGGGGUCAAAUAUGAAGCCCACGAAGAGGAGGAUGACAUGUGCCGACCCAAGUAUUUUGUAUUUAACUCACGGACUGCCUAUACAAUACCAAUCCUCGCAUUUGCAUUUGUGUGCCACCCGGAAGUAUUACCCAUAUACAGUGAACUGAAAAACCGAUCUCGAAAACGGAUGCAAAAUGUUUCUAACGUCUCCAUCACUGGCAUGCUUAUUAUGUAUCUACUGGCUGCUCUGUUUGGCUAUCUUACUUUCUAUGGUGAGGUAGAAGAUGAGCUGCUUCACACAUACACCAAAGUGUAUAAGUUUGACACUCUGCUUUUGAUGGUCCGCCUUGCUGUACUUGUAGCUGUGACCCUGACUGUACCUAUAGUCCUAUUUCCAAUCCGUACAUCAGUUAUUGCACUUUUGUUCCCUGGAAGACCUUUCAGUUGGAUAAGACACUUUCUAAUUGCAGCUGUUAUACUUAUAUUCAAUAAUAUUUUAGUCAUCUUUGUCCCUACUAUUAAAGACAUCUUUGGAUUCAUAGGUGCUUCUGCUGCCACUAUGCUGAUCUUUAUUCUUCCUGCUGCCUUCUAUCUCCGAAUUGUCAAAAAGGAGCCUUUCAGGUCACCUCAGAAGAUUGGAGCCUUGGUUUUCCUGAUUGUCGGCAUCAUCUUCAUGAUUGGGAGCAUGACUCUAAUUGUCCUGGACUGGAUAUACAAUUCUUCUGAUUCCAAUCAGCAUUAAUCAGAAAGAAAAUAGAUGCUUCUUCUUUUUUUUUCUGGAAAUGGUUGAAUGCCAUCAUCCAAAAAGAAAAAAAACUUUUGACAUACAGAAGAGGACAUUACUUCUAGUUGAUCUCUGCAAAAUUCCAAAGACUUUGCUAGUAAUACCACUAGGAGGAACCUAUGGAAUAUUCAAACUUCCUUUAAUAAGGGAGAGUUAUUUAUGCAUCGAAGCCUGAGCCACACCUUUCUGGACCAGGUUAGGAUAAAGAAAGUGUGCUAGUGGAUGCACAAAGCUCAUUAUGUAUAUAGUCCUCAGAACAGACCGCUCCUGUUAAUGUUUUUCCAAGAAGUAACCUGUUGUUCCUUCUUGUUAAAAAAGGGAGUACCACAGUUUUUAGAAUUUUGAAAGACAACAGAGCUUACCUUCGUGCCUGUUUAACUUGCCAAUGGGUAGGCUGUCUAUCAUAUUUUGUACCCUUUUGGAGAAAAAAGACUGGAAUAUUUAUUACUUGUUCAGAAUUGGAAAGUCUCAAAAUCUUAAACCUAGUUGCCAAACCAUGUAUAUAUGUAUGUAUAGUGUAUACACAUAGAUACAAAAGGGAAGAGAAAAUCAAUGGAAAAAUAUUCUGUAAAUGGUUGUCCAUGAGGUUAAUGGGUACAAUCUAAGUAGAAUUUGUAAGCCUAAAUCCAGUUGUUAGUCCCAUGUUCUUUAGUCCUGGAACUCACAUUAAUGUUGAUCUCCCAAGUUCCCAUUGGUUAAUUGGGACUCAUGAAACUAACAAUCGCUUUAAGCCACAAACAAUAUAGUGAAGCCCAACAUUUCUAAUUUUCUUUGUAAGCCAAAAAAUGGUAACAAGAAUGCCUACCAUCAAAUCUAUGUUGUCAUGCUCACUUUCAGAAAUCUUAUAAAAUCAUAGAAUCAUAGAGUUGGAAAAGACCUCGUGGCCAUCCAGUCUAAUCCCCUGCCAAGAAGCAGGAAAAUCUCAUUCAAAGCACCCCUUUUAUACUGCAUCUUUGCAGUAUAAAUGUGGCAACACAGAUUAGUCACAACUGGUUUGGUUAACAGUCCAAUCAUCUUGCAGAUUUAUUCAUUAGGAAAAUGUUGCCAGGUCAAUAAAAUCAUUUCUUGCCACAUAUGACUUUUAGAACCUUACCAUUUGACAUGGCAGUGCUUAAAAGUGAAAAAAAAGGAUAUUGGCCAGUCACUUAUUAAAUCUGGCCAUGCUCUUUAAAUGUAUUCAUAGCUGCAAAGCUAGUACUUGAACUCACUUUUUAAGUGGAUGCCCAUGUUGUAGUGUUGCAAAUAUUCUUUUCAGGUGUAAUUUCUAGUUAUAAGAUUUAGAAGUGCUCAGAGUUUGGAAAGUUAAUUUUAAAAGCCCCAAGAAUGUUCCAUUUGAAUGUUUUGUAUUCAGCAACAUGUGACACAAGCACUUAAAUCAUAUGAUAUACUCUUAUUUUUUUAGUGAGAACUCACACCCCACAUAAGAGUAACUAAAAUUCUAUGGUUUCACAGCAGAUACAGGUUAUCCCCCAUUAAGUUAUAAUAAUCAUGUAAUGUAGCUACACCCCCCCAUGUAUUGAGGACAGGACUUAAUUGCAAGUAUUUCCUGCCAAGCUACGGGAGCACUUACAUGGUAGCUAUGAUCAACAUGUUGGCAACCUCUACAUCCCUGCUUAAUAUUGCUGGUGCCUAACAUCAUGAUGAGAAUCCCAUGAUAAUCAUAUCUCAUGGUAGCUUUCUUCAACAAAGCUGCCUCAAGAUGUUUUGAACUGAUAGGCAUUGCAACACAAAGCAUCUGGAAAAGCACUGUGCUGGGGAAGCCUGAGCUAUGACAAUAUUUGAGGGGUUUUUAUAGUGAGCAAACCCAAAGCUUUGAAAGUUGCUUUACAAAGCACAUGUACAUAUAUAUGUGUGCACACACAUACAGCCCCUAGUUAGUUAUUUUCAAUAUAUUUUAAAAUCAGGAUGCUAUGAACCACUAGCCUGUGGUUCAACACACUUUCUCCCAUCCAUUUUAUUGUCACCAUAGCACUCGCAAAUGAGCACAAGUUGCAGCUCAAGCCAGCACUUGAACAAUGUGAUUUUUUUCCUUCACCACUAAGUGAAGACAUAUCAGCACAUAACUAUAACAAUAAUAUUAAAUGGCUAAAGUUAUCCCUUACUAAGCUGUCAUAUACUUAUACUAUACUGAAUGAAUUUCAAAUAUCUAGUUGUUUUGUGCAACUAUUUCCAAGUUCUGAGCAAAAUAUAUAUAGGUUGAGCAUCACUUGUCCAGAGUUUCAAAGUCCAAAAGUAUUCAGAAUCUGAAAUUGUCCACAAUGAUGGCUGAGAUGAUAAUUCUCUUAGUUUUUGAUGGUUCAAUGUACACAAACUUUGUUCCAUGCCCCAAAUCAUUAAAAAAUACUAGAUAUAGUUACCUCCAGGCUAUGUGUAUAAGAUAUAUAUUAAACAUAAAUGAAUUUUAUCUUUAGACCUGGGUCCCAACUCCAUGGUAUCUCACUAUGCAUGUUUAUGCAAAUACAAGUUUUCCGAAAUCUGGAAAAUCUGAAAUCCAAAACACUUCUGUCCCAAGCAUUUUGGAUAAGGGAUACACAACCUGUACAUCCAACUUGAAACAUGGUUCUAUAAAUGUCAUUCUAUUUUGACUGAAAAUACUGAAUAAACUGGAUCCCUGUUUGUAGUUUGUCUUCCACUUUAGCUCGGAUAUAAGGAGAUCACAAGAAAUGUGAAAUCACAUUAACCAGUAUUGUUCAAUGCAUUUUUAUUUGAUAGAAAGGUCAGUGCAGGAAACUGUGAUCAUUGCUAUGUAUGUACUAUAUAAAUAUUUAUGUAUAUAAUCUUAUUCUAUCAAAUGUCACAUUAUGAUACAGUGUUUUAAUUUUUAUAUAUCUAUUGUGUAGUUGUUUUCACAAGAUUUGUAGCAUUUUGAAGAAAAAGCUGUUUCGAUGGACUCAGAAAGGUUUGACAUAUAACUGCUUGAAAUUUCACUUGUGAAAGUCCAAAAGGUUGUCCAAGCAGAAUGAAAUGGCCAAACAUGUUGUUAAAGAGAGUUACAACAAUAAAUUUCAAGAAUUCAGGGUU
This is a messenger RNA of Anolis sagrei ordinatus, 4951 nucleotides long. RefSeq names its product solute carrier family 38 member 4 (gene SLC38A4). Gene Ontology annotation, molecular function: L-amino acid transmembrane transporter activity. Lineage: Eukaryota; Metazoa; Chordata; Lepidosauria; Squamata; Anolidae. Gene Ontology annotation, cellular component: plasma membrane. The record is from RefSeq and is a predicted model, not a curated record. Gene Ontology annotation, biological process: amino acid transmembrane transport.